This is a messenger RNA of Oncorhynchus gorbuscha (pink salmon), 3443 nucleotides long. RefSeq names its product intraflagellar transport 122 homolog (Chlamydomonas) (gene ift122). The record is from RefSeq and is a predicted model, not a curated record. Gene Ontology annotation, molecular function: protein binding. Gene Ontology annotation, cellular component: intraciliary transport particle A; non-motile cilium. Lineage: Eukaryota; Metazoa; Chordata; Actinopteri; Salmoniformes; Salmonidae. Gene Ontology annotation, biological process: non-motile cilium assembly; intraciliary retrograde transport; protein localization to cilium.
AGAGAGAAGGUUUCUGCGCACAAGCAAGCAAGCAGGUCCUGCCAUGUAAACGAUCCUCGGCCCCACGAAAAGACAGCAACCUGUUGAACAACCUAAUGUGUAUCUGUUUAAUUUGUUAAAAAGGCAAAAUGAGGGCAGUUCCUACGUGGAUUGACAAAGUACAUGAUCGCGACAAAGUUGAGCAAUGUAUCUACGACCUUGCCUUCAAACCAGAUGGCAGCCAGCUUAUUGUGGCAGCUGGGAAUCGUGUUUUGGUGUAUGACACAUCAGAUGGAACUCUCAUUCAGCCUCUGAAAGGACACAAGGACACAGUGUACUGUGUUGCCUACGCCAAAGAUGGGAAACGGUUUGCCUCAGGUUCUGCUGACAAAAGCAUCAUCAUCUGGACAUCUAAACUGGAGGGUAUUUUGAAAUAUACACAUAAUGACUCCAUCCAGUGUGUUGCCUACAACCCAGUCAGCCACCAGCUGGCCUCCUGCUCCUCUGGGGACUUUGGCCUGUGGUCCCCAGAACAGAAAUCUGUAUCCAAGCACAAAGUCAACAGCAAGAUAACAUGUUGUGGGUGGACCAACGACGGUCAGUACCUGGCCCUGGGCAUGAUGAACGGGGUGGUGAGCAUCAGGAAUAAGAACGGAGAGGAGAAGGUGAAAAUAGAGCGACCAGGAGGAUCCUCCUCUCCUAUCUGGUCCAUCGCAUGGAACCCCUCCAAGGAUGAGCACAAUGACAUCCUGGCUGUGGCAGACUGGGGGCAGAAGCUGUCCUUCUACCAGCUCAGUGGAAAACAGAUUGGGAAGGACAGAACUCUGACCUAUGACCCCUGCUGUGUCAGCUACUUCUCCAAGGGGGAGUACAUUGUGAUGGGUGGCUCUGACAAGCAGGCCUCCCUCUACACCAAAGAUGGGGUGCGGCUCGGCACCAUCGGGGAACAGAGCUCCUGGGUGUGGACCUGUAGAGUCAAACCUGACUCCAACUAUGUGGUGUUGGGCUGCCAGGAUGGGACCAUAGCCUUCUUCCAGCUCAUCUUCAGCACGGUGCACGGCCUGUACAAGGACCGCUAUGCCUACAGAGACAGCAUGACCGAUGUCAUCGUCCAGCACCUCAUCACUGAACAGAAAGUGAGGAUCAAGUGCAGAGAGCUUGUGAAGAAGAUAGCUAUCUACAGGAACCGCCUGGCCAUCCAGCUGCCUGAGAAGAUCCUCAUCUACGAGCUGUACUCUGACGACUCCUCGGACAUGCACUACCGCAUCAAGGAGAAGAUCUGCAGAAAGUUUGAGUGCAACCUGCUCGUGGUCUGCUCCCAGCACAUCAUCCUGUGUCAGGAGAAGAGGCUGCAGUGUCUGUCCUUCACCAGUAUCAAGGAGAAGGAGUGGCUUAUGGAGUCUCUGAUUCGCUACAUCAAAGUGAUUGGUGGCCCACCGGGCAGAGAGGGCCUACUGGUGGGGCUGAAGAAUGGAGCUAUCCUAAAGAUCUUUGUUGACAACCCAUUUGCCAUCACUCUGCUGAAGCAGUCUACGUCUGUGCGUUGUCUGGACAUGAGUACAUCCCGCAGCAAGCUGGCCGUGGUGGACGAACACAACACCUGCCUGGUUUACGACAUCCACACCAAGGAGCUGCUCUUCCAGGAGCCCAAUGCUAACAGCGUAGCCUGGAACACCCAGUGUGAGGACAUGCUGUGUUUCUCAGGCAGUGGCUACCUCAACAUCAAGGCCAGUAACUUCCCAGUGCAUCAGCAGAAGCUGCAGGGCUUCGUGGUGGGCUACAACGGCUCCAAGAUCUUCUGCCUGCACGUGUACUCCAUGUCCGCUGUGGAGGUGCCUCAGUCGGCUCCCAUGUACCAGUAUCUGGAGAGGAGGAUGUUCAAGGAGGCCUAUCAGAUCGCCUGCCUGGGUGUGACUGACAGUGACUGGAGGGAUCUGGCCACGGAAGCACUGGAGGGCCUCGACUUUGACACCUCUAAGAAGGCAUUCAUCAGAGUACGAGACCUGCGCUACCUGGAGCUCAUCAACAGCAUUGAGGAGAGGAAGAAGAGAGGUGAGAGCGACACUGAGCUGUUCCUUGCGGAUGUCUAUGCCUACCAGGGGAAAUUCCACGAGGCUGCCAGGCUCUACAAGAGGACUGGCUUGGACUCCAGAGCUCUCAGCAUGUACACUGACCUGCGCAUGUUUGAGUACGCUAAGGAGUUUGUGGGCGCGGCAGACCCUAAAAACACUCGCAUGCUGAUGUCCAAGCAGGCCGACUGGGCUAAGAACAGCAAGGAGCCGCGGGCCGCUGCUCAGAUGUACCUGACUGCAGGAGAACACCUCAAAGCCAUCGACAUCAUAGGAGAACACGGCUGGGUCGACAUGCUGAUUGACAUAGCCCGUAAGCUGGAUAAGGCGGAGCGCGAACCACUGGCUAAGUGUGCGGCCUAUUUCCAGAAGCUGAAGCACCAUGGUUAUGCCUCUGAGACCUACUCCAAGAUGGGAGACCUGCAGGCCCUGGUGCAUCUGCACGUGGAGGCACGACACUGGGAUGAGGCCUUCGCUCUGGUGGAGAAACAUGCCCAGUUUAAAGAUGACGUCUAUGUGCCCUACGCUCAGUGGCUGGCUGAGAACGACCGCUUUGAGGAGGCACAGAAAGCUUUCCACAAGGCGGGCCGACAGAGCGAGGCUGUGAAGGUGUUGGAACAGCUUACCCACAAUGCCGUGGUGGAGAGCAGGUUCAAUGACGCAGCAUAUUAUUACUGGAUGCUCUCUAUGCAGUGUCUGGACAUCGCUAGGGAAAACGAGGAGAGGAAGGAGGAGAUGCUGAAGAAGUUCAAGCGUUUCCAGCACCUGGCUGAGCUCUACCAUGUUUACCACUCAAUACAGCGUUACACAGAUGAACCCUUUAGCUCCCAUAUGCCUGAGACGCUCUUUAACAUCUCCAGGUACCUCCUACACAACCUCACCAAGGACGUGCCACUGGGCAUCUCCAAAGUUAACACUCUUUAUGCGUUGGCCAAGCAGAGCAGAACCCUGGGAGCGUUUAAACUAGCCAGACAUGCCUAUGAGAAGCUCCAGGAACUCCACGUUCCCUCUCGCUUCCAGGAGUCAAUGGAUCUGGGCAGCCUUACCGUCCGCUCCAAACCAUACCACGACAAUGAGGACCUGAUCCCCAUGUGUUACCGCUGCUCCACCAACAACCCCCUGCUGAACAGCCAGGGCAGUGUGUGUAUCAACUGCAAACAGCCCUUCAUCUAUUCAGCAUCUUCAUACGAGGUCCUUCCUCUGGUGCAGUUCUAUCUGGACAAGGGUAUCGGUGAUGAGGAGGCUGUGUCUCUCAUUGACCUGGAAGUCCCUUGCAUUGACAGGAAGGCUGCUCGCUGGCAGGAGAUGAGCAGUGGGGAGUCCCAGUCUCUGAAGCUGGAUGAUGGCACAGAAGACACAGAGGAGGACCCCUUCAUGGCCAAACUCAGCUUUGAG